Messenger RNA from Colletotrichum destructivum, 1458 nucleotides. Its product is annotated as Putative major facilitator superfamily, MFS transporter superfamily. The record is from RefSeq and is a predicted model, not a curated record. NCBI's taxonomy places the organism in Eukaryota, Fungi, Ascomycota, Sordariomycetes, Glomerellales, Glomerellaceae. The transcript is spliced from 3 exons. Gene Ontology annotation, molecular function: transmembrane transporter activity. Bases 1 to 1458 code for a protein of 485 amino acids. Gene Ontology annotation, cellular component: membrane. Gene Ontology annotation, biological process: transmembrane transport.
AUGGCCCAAAACAUUGAGCAAAAUGAUAGCGAAGAAUCCGAGCCAAGAAACGUGGUCGAGAAUGCAGGUGGAUCCGAAGUAUUGAGGAACUCCCGAGACCAACCACUCGCAAUGGCAGAAUUGGGUAUGGAAACAUCACUGGCACAAACAUACACCCGAAGACUUUCGAGUUCAGUCGCACCGAGUAGUCCUCUGCCAGAUGGGGGCUGGAGAGCUUGGAUGUCAGUGUUAGCGGGCUUUUUGUCCAUUAUGAACACCUGGGGCUCAAUUAUCUCCUUUGGUGUCUUUCAGACUUACUAUGUCACCCACUUGAAUCGGCCGCCGUCCGACAUCUCAUGGAUAGGAUCCAUUGCUGUUUUUUUCCUGUUCGCCGGCGGUAUCGUUACUGGCAGGCUCACCGACGCCGGUUACUUCCACCAUGUCACAAUCUUGGGCGCAGCUCUUGUUGUUCUGGGCACUUUUAUGACAUCCAUCAGCAAGACCUACUGGCAGGUUCUCCUUGCUCAGGGGCUCUGUGUAGGACUUGGAAAUGGGUCCUUGCAGACACCCAUGAUGGUUUUGAUUGCCACGUACUUUGGAAAGAAGCUGCCACUUGCCUUUGGAAUUGCAGCGUGCGGCAGUGUGACAGGAGGCCUUGUCUUCCCAUCCAUGGCAAGGACGCUGCUGCCGACUGUAGGUUUUGGCUGGACGAUGAGGGCAAUCGGUUUCAUACAGCUGGGAACGCUGGCCAUCGCCGUAUUCUCGGCCAGGCCAAGACUGGAGCCGAAAAAACAUGGCAGCUUUUUGGACUGGACUGCUUUUCGGGAAACCGAGUUCAGUCUUUUCACAGUCGGGUGUUUUAUGGUGAGUGUCGGCUGCAACGCGCAAUGUGGGCCAUCUGUCCGUAUCACUAACUUGAGAUACAAGUCUUUCAUGGGCGUUUUCUUUGGCUUCUUCUUCCUCUCUUCCUACGCCCGGGAUAUUCAAGGCAUGCCCUACACCGAAUCCGUCAACCUCCUAUUGAUCCUCAACGGAGUCGGCUUCGUAGCGCGGAUGCUACCCAGCCUUCUUGCCCGCUACUUUGGCACAGUCAACACCUUCUUCGCAUUGCUGUUUGGGUCUCAGAUGGCCAUGUUCACAUGGAUAGCGGUGUACUCGACUUCCGGACUCUACGUAUGGACAAUUUACUAUAGCUUGGUAAUCGGCGGUGUCCAGUCACUAGCCCCGGCUGUUGUGUCUUCUUUCAGCCCGGACUUACAGAAACUAGGUUCUCGGAUGGGUAUGGUGUUUAGUGUCAUAGGGGUUGGGGCCCUUAUUGGGUCACCAAUCGCCGGGGUACUAAUAUCAGCGUUAGACGGUUCUUAUGUUGGCGCGCAGGCUUUCGCGGGUACGAGUCUUGCGGUCGGAUGUGCACUUGUGUUUGCAGCCAAGGAAGUUGCGAGGAGGAAGAAGAAUGCUUCUCUAUGGACGAAAAUGUAA